CUCCUAAGACUCUCUGGGUCUCGCGGGCUCGAGAGGGGAGCGUUCGUUCCCUUCUUCUAUCUUUGUUUUCCUCUCUAAAUCCCCCAAAAAACCGAAUAAAUACAGCAAUCUGACGCGAAAAUUAAACUCAUACGACGAUCUAAAUUCCCUCCAUCUCCGAUUUCAAAACCCUAAUUAUCUGAAACCCUAGUUCUUGAUCGAAUCUCCCAGGUCCAGCCAUGGACAUGCGCUUCCCCUACUCGCCGGCGGAGGUCGCCAAGGUCCGUUGCGUCCAGUUCGGCAUCCUCAGCCCCGAUGAGAUCCGGCAAAUGUCGGUGGUGCAGAUCGAGCACAGCGAGACGAUGGAACGGGGAAAGCCGAAGCCCGGGGGGCUAAGCGACCCCCGGCUCGGGACCAUCGAUCGGAAGAUGAAGUGCGAGACUUGCAUGGCCAACAUGGCCGAGUGCCCCGGCCACUUCGGCCAUCUCGAGCUCGCGAAGCCUAUGUUUCAUAUUGGAUUUCUCAAGACUGUGCUUGCUAUCAUGCGGUGCGUCUGCUUCAAUUGCUCCAAGAUCCUCGCCGAUGAGGAUGAUGCUCGAUUCAAACAAGCUUUGAAAAUUAGAAACCCAAAGCAUAGGUUGAAAAGAAUUUAUGAUGCCUGCAAAACCAAGAAGAAAUGUGCUGGUGGUGAUGAUAUUGACGUCCAGGCUCAACAAGAUUCAGAAGAACCAAUAAAGAAGAGCCGAGGUGGUUGUGGUGCUCAACAGCCAAAUAUUACCAUAGAUGGGAUGAAAAUGAUUGCAGAAUACAAAGCUCCAAAGAAGAAAUCUGAUGACCAAGAACAGCUUCCUGAACCUGUUGAAAGAAAGCAAGUCCUUUCUGCAGAGAGGGUUCUUAGCGUUCUUAAGCGGAUAAGUGAUGAGGACUGUCUGUUAUUGGGUUUGAGCCCUAAAUAUGCCCGUCCAGAUUGGAUGAUAUUACAAGUUCUUCCAAUUCCCCCACCUCCAGUAAGACCCUCUGUGAUGAUGGAUACCUCUUCUAGGAGUGAGGAUGAUCUGACUCAUCAACUGGCUAUGAUAAUCAGACAUAAUGAGAAUUUGAGGCGGCAAGAGAGGAAUGGAGCUCCAGCUCACAUCAUCACAGAGUUUGCCCAGUUAUUGCAAUUCCACAUUGCAACAUAUUUUGAUAACGAGCUUCCUGGUCAGCCAAGGGCUACGCAGCGAUCUGGACGACCCAUCAAAUCCAUAUGCAGUAGACUUAAGGCCAAAGAAGGUCGAAUUAGAGGUAACUUGAUGGGGAAGCGUGUUGAUUUUUCAGCACGAACAGUCAUCACUCCUGACCCAACAAUAAACAUUGAUGAGCUGGGAGUGCCAUGGAGCAUAGCUCUGAAUCUAACAUACCCAGAAACUGUGACUCCAUAUAACAUUGAAAGACUGAAAGAACUUGUGGAAUAUGGGCCGCAUCCUCCCCCUGGUAAGACUGGUGCAAAAUACAUUAUAAGGGAAGAUGGGCAGAGGCUUGAUCUUCGCUACUUGAAGAAAAGUAGUGAUCACCAUCUGGAGCUUGGAUACAAGGUGGAGCGACACUUGAUGGAUGGGGAUUAUGUUCUUUUCAAUCGGCAGCCUAGUCUUCAUAAAAUGUCCAUCAUGGGUCACCGAAUUAAAAUCAUGCCAUACUCGACUUUUCGCUUAAACUUGUCUGUGACUUCUCCAUACAAUGCUGAUUUUGAUGGUGAUGAGAUGAACAUGCAUGUUCCCCAAUCAUUUGAGACUAGAGCAGAAGUUUUGGAACUAAUGAUGGUACCUAAAUGCAUUGUCUCACCUCAAUCUAAUCGGCCUGUUAUGGGCAUUGUCCAGGAUACACUGCUAGGAUGUCGGAAGAUUACUAAAAGAGAUACAUUUAUAGAAAAGGAUGUUUUUAUGAACAUUUUGAUGUGGUGGGAAGAUUUUGAUGGGAAGAUACCUGCUCCAGCCAUUUUGAAACCUAGGCCUCUAUGGACUGGAAAACAGGUGUUCAACCUUAUCAUUCCAAAGCAAAUAAAUCUUAUCAGGACUUCAGCAUGGCACUCCGAAGCAGAAACAGGAUUUAUCACUCCAGGGGAUACUUUAGUUCGAAUAGAGAAAGGGGAGCUUCUAUCGGGCACCCUUUGCAAAAAAACUCUUGGAACAUCUACUGGAAGUCUUAUCCAUGUGAUCUGGGAAGAGGUUGGUCCAGAUGCAGCUCGCAAGUUUUUGGGCCAUACACAGUGGCUCGUAAACUAUUGGCUUUUGCAGAAUGGUUUUAGUAUUGGAAUUGGGGAUACAAUCGCAGAUGCAGCAACCAUGGAGAAAAUUAAUGAAACAAUAUCAAAAGCUAAAAAUGAUGUUAAAGAACUUAUCAAGCUGGCACAAGAAAAGCAGUUGGAAGCUGAGCCUGGGAGAACUAUGAUGGAAUCAUUUGAGAACAGAGUAAACCAGGUGUUGAAUAAGGCUCGUGAUGAUGCAGGGAGUAGUGCUCAGAAGAGCUUAUCUGAGAGUAACAAUCUGAAGGCAAUGGUUACUGCAGGAUCAAAGGGUAGUUUUAUUAACAUUUCUCAGAUGACUGCUUGUGUGGGACAGCAGAAUGUUGAGGGCAAACGGAUUCCUUAUGGGUUCAUUGAUCGAACAUUACCUCACUUCACAAAAGAUGACUAUGGGCCUGAAAGUCGUGGUUUUGUGGAGAACUCCUACCUUCGUGGGUUAACACCACAGGAAUUCUUCUUCCAUGCUAUGGGUGGUAGGGAAGGUUUAAUCGAUACUGCUGUGAAAACUUCUGAGACGGGAUAUAUUCAGCGGCGCCUUGUGAAGGCUAUGGAGGACAUUAUGGUCAAAUAUGAUGGUACUGUUAGAAAUUCUCUUGGGGAUGUCAUACAGUUCCUAUAUGGAGAGGAUGGUAUGGACGCUGUUUGGAUUGAAUCACAGAAGUUGGAUUCCUUGAAGAUGAAAAAAUCAGAUUUUGACAGGGUUUUUAAGUAUGAGAUUGAUGACGACAAUUGGAACCCUAGCUACAUGUUACCGGAGCAUGUUGAGGAUCUGAAAACCAUCCGUGAGUUCAGAAAUGUGUUUGAUGCUGAGGUUCAGAAAUUAGAAGCAGAUCGUUACCAGCUUGGUACAGAAAUUGCGACUACUGGUGAUAAUACGUGGCCUUUGCCUGUUAACCUCAAGAGACUAAUCUGGAAUGCACAGAAGACAUUUAAGAUUGAUUUGAGAAGGCCAUCAGAUAUGCAUCCAAUGGAGAUUGUAGAAGCUAUUGAUAAGCUUCAAGAAAGGCUGAAAGUUGUCCCUGGUGAUGAUUUUCUUAGCAUGGAAGCUCAGAAAAAUGCAACUUUGUUUUUCAAUAUCUUACUUCGUAGCACAUUUGCCAGCAAGCGGGUGUUGAAAGAGUAUAGGCUCACUCGCGAAGCAUUUGAGUGGGUUAUUGGUGAAAUCGAGUCCCGUUUCCUGCAGUCACUUGUAGCACCAGGUGAGAUGAUUGGUUGCAUAGCUGCCCAAUCCAUUGGUGAACCAGCAACUCAGAUGACCCUGAAUACUUUCCACUAUGCUGGUGUUAGUGCAAAGAAUGUUACUCUUGGUGUUCCCAGGUUGAGGGAAAUUAUUAAUGUUGCCAAGAAAAUCAAGACUCCUUCUCUGUCUGUUUACUUGAAGCCUGAAGUCAACAAAAAGAAAGAACUGGCCAAGAAUGUUCAGUGUGCUUUGGAGUACACUACAUUGCGAAGUGUAACACAUGCAACCGAGAUAUGGUAUGAUCCCGACCCUAUGAGCACUAUUAUUGAAGAAGAUGUUGAAUUUGUCAAGUCAUAUUAUGAAAUGCCAGAUGAAGAUAUUGCCCCAGAAAAGAUAUCUCCUUGGCUGCUUCGUAUUGAACUGAAUCGUGAGAUGAUGGUUGAUAAGAAGCUGAGCAUGGCAGACAUUGCAGAAAAGAUUAAUCAUGAGUUUGCCGAUGAUCUAACAUGUAUCUUCAAUGAUGAUAAUGCUGACAAACUCAUACUUCGGAUCCGCAUCAUGAAUGACGAAGCUCCCAAGGGGGAAUUGCAAGACGAAUCUGCUGAAGAUGAUGUUUUCCUCAAAAGGAUUGAAAGUAACAUGUUGACAGAAAUGGCUCUUCGAGGCAUUCCUGAUAUAAACAAGGUUUUUAUCAAAUCAGGAAAAGUUAACAGAUUUGAUGAGAAUGAAGGGUUCAAAGCAGAUGUGGAGUGGAUGCUUGACACAGAAGGUGUCAAUCUGUUGGCUGUUAUGUGUCAUGAAGACGUUGAUGCCACUAGGACAACAAGUAACCACUUGAUCGAAGUGAUUGAAGUUCUUGGAAUCGAGGCUGUUCGACGCUCUCUUCUGGAUGAGUUGCGCGUGGUUAUAUCUUUUGAUGGAUCUUAUGUCAACUACCGGCAUUUGGCUAUUCUUUGCGAUACAAUGACCUAUAGAGGUCACUUAAUGGCCAUCACCCGGCAUGGCAUCAAUCGUAAUGAUACUGGUCCAAUGAUGAGAUGUUCAUUCGAGGAGACUGUCGACAUACUUCUUGAUGCAGCUGUAUUUGCUGAAACAGACCACCUUAGGGGUGUUACUGAGAACAUUAUGCUUGGUCAGCUUGCUCCGAUUGGUACAGGAGACUGUGCAUUGUAUUUGAAUGAUCAGAUGUUGCAACAGGCAAUUGAACUUCAGCUUCCUAGUUACAUGGAGGGUUUGGAGUUCGGGAUGACACCUUCACGAUCGCCCAUCUCAGGGACGCCAUAUCAUGAAGGGAUGAUGUCACCUAGUUAUUUGCUGAGCCCAAAUGUUCGCUCUUCGCCAAUUACAGAUGCGCAAUUUUCUCCUUAUGUUGGUGGGAUGACUUUUUCUCCCAGUUCUUCACCCGGCUACAGCCCAUCAUCUCCUGGCUACAGCCCAUCGUCUCCAGGAUACAGUCCAACAUCUCCAGGUUAUAGCCCCACCUCUCCAGGAUACAGUCCUACAUCACCGGGUUACAGUCCCACUUCUCCAACAUAUAGCCCCAGCUCUCCUGGAUAUAGUCCUACUAGUCCUGCUUAUUCUCCAACAAGUCCAUCUUACUCUCCUACUUCUCCCAGUUACAGCCCCACAUCCCCGAGCUAUAGCCCUACAUCUCCCACUUACAGUCCUACUUCUCCUAGCUACAGCCCCACUUCCCCCAGUUACAGUCCUACUUCACCUAGUUACAGUCCCACAUCUCCAGUCUACAGUCCCACUUCUCCAGCCUAUAGCCCAACCUCUCCCGCGUACAGCCCAACUUCACCAUCAUACAGCCCCACAUCACCUUCCUACAGCCCCACAUCACCUUCAUAUAGUCCAACUUCUCCUUCAUACAGCCCCACGUCACCUGCUUAUAGCCCCACUUCUCCUGGCUACAGCCCAACUUCCCCGAGUUAUAGUCCCACCUCCCCAAGCUAUAGCCCUACAUCUCCAAGUUACAAUCCUCCUUCGGCAAAGUACAGCCCUUCGCUUGCAUAUUCUCCAAGCAGUCCAAGGUUGUCACCAUCCAGUCCUUACAGCCAGUCAUCUCCAAAUUACAGCCCAACUUCACCAUCAUAUUCAUCUACAUCUCCAUCAUAUUCCCCUCCAAGUCCAACAUACAGUCCCACCAGCCCAUACAAUUCUGGUCCAGGCCCAGAUUACAGUCCAAGUUCUCCUCAGUACAGUCCAAGUGCGGGCUAUUCGCCAACUGCACCAGGUUACUCUCCAUCUUCCACCAGUCAAUACACUCCACAAAUGAGCAACAAGGAUGAGGAAAGUACUCGGUGAAGUGGCUUUGUCAAACUAAUAUUGAAUUGGACGUAAUGGUUGUAGUACGAUCUUGUAUAAAUUCAUUUGGGCUAUCCGAGUGUGAUAGCUAAGACAUCUUAAGAUCGUAACGGAGACAACCCUCAGGAUGGGACUCCCUUGUACUUGGGUUGGUUCUUGUUAUCUAUAUCCUGUAACUUGUCCUUUUUUUUUUUCUUUUUUGGUAGAUUCCUGUAACUUGUCCUUGGAGGAAAACAACUUGUGAGUGGACAAUAUUGAACUGUUAAGUGGUGACCCGUAUAUUUGUAACAUCAAAUCAAUCUGUUGUGUUUUCCUA
Messenger RNA from Elaeis guineensis (African oil palm), 6063 nucleotides. Its product is annotated as DNA-directed RNA polymerase II subunit RPB1. Gene Ontology annotation, cellular component: RNA polymerase II, core complex. The record is from RefSeq and is a predicted model, not a curated record. Gene Ontology annotation, biological process: transcription by RNA polymerase II. Gene Ontology annotation, molecular function: DNA binding. Lineage: Eukaryota; Viridiplantae; Streptophyta; Magnoliopsida; Arecales; Arecaceae.